AGGGAGAGAGAGAGGGAGGCAGAAGCGGACGGACUGAGGACGGGAGAGAGGGGGAAGACAGAGAGAGCAGCAGUCCCUCUCCGGUGGUUGUUCAUGUCAAAUCUCCAUCCUCGGCACAAAGCGCUCUUUUUCCCGGUCAGUAAAAACCUGAGAGACUACGCCUGAUGGACUCAUCUCCCAAGUCAAGGUGAUUCAGCUGGGAAGAAAAAACAUUUGUAACCUGUACAACCUACACCUCCUCCUCCAGAAAAAUGAGGACUAUCUUACUGGGCGUUGUGUGGCUCUUUCUUGGCCUGUCUCUGGUUGCUUUAUCUCUGAAUGGACGGAGGACAGAAGCAGGAGAUGGGGAGGGAAUGGAAGCAGUGACCAGAGAUGAGAAGCUGCUCAAACGAGUGAGACGAGGCUGGAUGUGGAACCAGUUUUUCCUGCAGGAGGAGUACACAGGCAGUGAGCACCAGUACAUUGGCAAGCUCCAGUCGGACCAGGACCACGGCAAUGGCUUAGUAAAGUAUGUUCUGUCCGGUGAGGGGGCCGGCACCAUCUUUGUCAUAGAUGAGAAUAAUGGCGACCUGCACGCCACUCGCCGCCUGGAUCGUGAGGAGAAGGCUUUUUACAUCCUCAGAGCCACCGUGGUCAACAAACGGACAGGUCAAAAGCUGGAGCCAGAGACUGAGUUCACUGUCAAACUCCAUGAUAUCAAUGAUAACGAGCCUCAUUUCAGCAAAGAAGUGUACACCGGGAGUGUACCUGAGAGGUCUGACAUUGGUACGUCAGUCAUCCAGUUGACAGCUACAGAUGCUGAUGACAGUAUGUAUGGGAACAGUGCCAAACUAGUCUACAGCAUCAGCCAGGGACACCCUUAUUUCUCUGUGGACCCAAACACAGGUGUGAUCCGGACAGCCUUGGGUCCUGGUGACAUGGACCGCGAGCAGAGGGAGCACUACCAGGUGGUAAUCGAAGCUAAAGAUAUGGCUGGACAAAGAGGAGGGCUCACUGGAACCACUGUGGUCAAUAUCACCCUCACUGAUGUCAAUGACAACCCUCCCCGCUUCAUUCAGAGUAUUUACCAGUUCAGAGUUCCUGAGUCGUCCCAAUCCGGCACUCCAGUUGGGAGAAUUAAAGCCACUGACAGAGACAUUGGGAAGAAUGCUGAGAUGUAUUUCACCAUUGUCAGUGGAGAUGGCUUAGACAUCUUUGACAUCUCCACUGACAAAGACACCCAGGAGGGAGUCAUCACCGUCAGCAAGCCUUUGGAUUAUGAGAGGAAGCCAUCUUACACAGUAGAAAUCCAGGUCCAAAACACCCAGGUGGAUCCUCGCUUCAUGUCUGCAGGCUCCAAAGACAUGGCCACGGUCCGGAUUGGGGUGGAGGACGUGGAUGAGCCGCCGCUGUUCGACAAAGCCAGUUAUCUGAUGGAGGUGAAGGAAGAUGCUGCAGUAGGCGUAGUCGUGGGCUCAGUCAGCGCUAUGGACCCUGAUGGAGCUCGCAGCAUGGUCAAGUACUCUAUCGACCGUCGGACUGACAUGGACCGCCUGUUCAAUGUGCAUCCAGGGAAUGGAUCUGUGUUUCUGCUCAAAAGCCUGGACAGAGAGGAGUCUGCCUGGCAUAAUAUUUCAAUCAUAGCUACUGAGUUCAAUAAUCCCCGUCAGAGCAGCCAUGUUCCGGUCUACAUCCACCUGCUGGACAUCAACGACAACGCUCCCACCUUUGCCACUGUGUAUGAAACCUUUGUCUGUGAGAAGACUAAGGCUGGUCAGCGGAUCCAGACAGUGAGUGCAGUCGAUGCUGAUGAGCCGUCAACAGGACACAAGUUUUUCUUUAGCCUGGCUCCUGAGGGGACCCACCGCAGCAACUUCACAGUCCGAGACAAUGGAGAUAACACCGCUGGCAUCCUGACACGUCGAUCUAGCUACAGCCGUCUUCACCAGAGCAUCUACCUGGUUCCCGUGGUGAUCACCGAUGGAGACUACCCCAUGCAGAGCAGCACAGGCACCCUCACUGUGAGGGUGUGCACCUGUGACCGUGAAGGCAACAUGGAACUGUGUAAUGCAGAGGCUCUGAGCAGCUCUCCUGGUCUCAGCACCGGAGCUCUCAUUGCCAUCCUCUUGUGUGCCAUCAUACUGCUGAUGAUCGUGGUUCUGUUCACAGCGUUGAAACGCCAAAGAAAGCAGGAACCUCUCAUCAUCUCCAAGGAGGAUGUCCGGGACAAUGUGGUGAGCUACAACGACGAGGGCGGAGGGGAGGAGGACACCCAGGCUUUUGACAUCGGAGCACUGCGACAUCCAGACGCUGCGGCCGCCUUGGAGGACUCUGCCAAACAAAGGCGUGACAUCAUGCCCACUGACACCCUGCUGUACCCACAACGCUGCUGCCCUGCCCCCGCCAUCUCCAGCCUCAUCAUGCCGCCAGUCUGCAGACCAUCACGGAAUAACGGGGACGUACGCGAGUUCAUCAAUCAGAGAGUGCUGGAGAAUGACUGCAACCCCACUGCACCGCCAUACGAUUCCCUGGCUACCUAUGCCUACGAGGGAGCAGGCUCAGUGGCCGAGUCGCUGAGCUCACUGGGCUCAGCGUCAUCUGAGGCUGAGCAGGACUACCACUACCUGAGUGAAUGGGGGCCUAGGUUCAGGAAACUAGCAGACCUGUACGGGGCUGAGGACAGUGACUUCUCCUAACAAAGAUUUUGACCAAUGGACAGCAACAUCUAACCACAAACUCAGAUUGUUACUGAUGAGCUUGUGAGAACCUUUUAAAAUACAGAUGACACACCCCACAUGAAGAACCAACAGAUGUGCUGGCAGAUUCUGUUUAAUGAGAAGAACGCUGCCUGAUCUUUGACCUGAAUCCAUGUACAGGGGUACAUGGAUUGAAAAAUGCUUACUAAGGCGUUUUCAAAAGGGACUCAAGUCUUAAAUAUCUGAUUUUGGGAAUGACAACUAAUUGAUGUAGAAAUGUAAAUUAACCAGCAGGACUUGAGAGCACAAAAUGCUUCAGUUCCGCCAGUGUGAACCUCUUUAAAGGCUAACUUCAGGCCUGAAAGGACUUUUGAAUCCAGACUGAAUUUUGUAUUGAGAAUUUGACUUUUAAUGAUUCAGGCUUUGC
Messenger RNA from Micropterus salmoides (largemouth bass), 3102 nucleotides. It is a transcript of the gene cdh6, whose product is annotated as cadherin 6. Gene Ontology annotation, molecular function: cadherin binding; calcium ion binding. Gene Ontology annotation, biological process: multicellular organism development; adherens junction organization; cell morphogenesis. The transcript has 12 exons. The coding region runs from base 252 to 2675 and encodes 807 amino acids. NCBI's taxonomy places the organism in Eukaryota, Metazoa, Chordata, Actinopteri, Centrarchiformes, Centrarchidae. The record is from RefSeq and is a predicted model, not a curated record. Gene Ontology annotation, cellular component: adherens junction; plasma membrane; catenin complex.